This is a messenger RNA of Chelmon rostratus (copperband butterflyfish), 2269 nucleotides long. It is a transcript of the gene scp2a, whose product is annotated as sterol carrier protein 2a. The transcript has 16 exons. Bases 82 to 1704 code for a protein of 540 amino acids. The record is from RefSeq and is a predicted model, not a curated record. Gene Ontology annotation, molecular function: acyltransferase activity, transferring groups other than amino-acyl groups. NCBI's taxonomy places the organism in Eukaryota, Metazoa, Chordata, Actinopteri, Chaetodontiformes, Chaetodontidae.
UGGACUCUGUCAGCCCAGCUGCAGUCUGCUGCUCGCCUCCUGCCUUCCUCUGUCUGGACCAGCUGCUGAGGAGAAGCCAGCAUGGCACCUGGAAACAAGAACAGGGUGUUUGUCAUCGGUGUGGGCAUGACAAAGUUUGACAAGCCCGGAGCCAGAGACAACUAUAAUUACCCUGACAUGGCCAAGGAAGCAGGUCAAAAUGCUCUAGCAGAUGCAGGAAUCCCAUAUUCUGCCAUUGAACAAGCCUGUGUAGGAUAUGUUUACGGGGACUCCACAUGUGGGCAGAGGGCCAUUUACCACGGCCUGGGCCUGACCGGCAUCCCCAUCGUCAACGUCAACAACAACUGCUCCACAGGCUCCACGGCCCUCUUCAUGGCACGGCAGUUAGUCCAGGGAGGUCUUGCUGACUGUGUGCUCGCCCUCGGGUUUGAGAGGAUGGAGAAGGGCUCUCUGUCCUCAAAGUAUAUGGACAGGACCAAUCCCAUGGACAAGCACAUGGAGGUGAUGAUCAACUGCUAUGGGAUGGCAGCAGCUCCAGCAGCACCACAGAUGUUUGGCAACGCUGGCAGGGAGCACAUGGAGAAGUAUGGCACAAAACCGGAACACUUUGCCAAAAUUGCCUGGAAAAACCACAUGCAUUCCACCAACAACCCGUAUUCCCAGUUCCAGGAUGAGUACAGUUUGGAGCAGGUGAUUAACUCCAGGAAGGUGUUUGACUUCCUUACUUUACUGCAGUGUUGCCCUACGUCUGAUGGUGCAGGAGCAGCAGUUUUGGCCAGCGAGGCCUUCGUCAGGAAGCACCAUCUGGAGAACCAGGCAGUGGAGAUCGUGGCCCAGGAGAUGGUGACCGACUUGGCCUCCACUUUUGAAGAAAACAGCUGCAUUAAGAUGGUGGGGUAUGACAUGUCUCGGUUGGCUGCCAGAAAGUGUUAUGAAGCUGCAGGUCUGAAGCCCAGUGACGUCAGUGUGGUUGAGCUGCACGACUGCUUCUCAGCCAAUGAGCUCAUCACGUAUGAGGCUCUGGGGCUGUGCCCAGAGGGUAAAGCAGGAGAGCUGAUUGACAGAGGGGACAACACAUAUGGAGGCAAAUUUGUGGUCAACCCCAGCGGUGGUCUCAUCUCUAAAGGACAUCCUCUGGGCGCCACAGGUCUGGCCCAGUGUGCAGAGCUGUGCUGGCAGCUCCGAGGGCAGGCUGGCAGGAGGCAGGUCUCAGGGGCUAAAGUGGCCUUGCAGCACAACAUUGGCUUAGGAGGAGCAGUGGUUGUGACCCUCUACAGGAUGGGAUUCCCUCAGGCGGCCAGCUCCCGCGUAGGUGCAGUUCCCACCAGCUCAGGCAGCGGUCUGGAGGGGUUUAAAGCUUACCCCGUCUUCAAAGAGAUCGAAAAUCAUCUACAUGCGGAAGGAGAGCAGCUAGUCAAGAAAAUUGGUGGAGUGUUUGCCUUUAAAGUGAAAAAUGGACCCGGUGGGAAAGAGGCGACUUGGAUCGUGGAUGUGAAGAAUGGCAAAGGCUCUGUCUCCAAUGACCCAGGUAAAAAGGCAGACUGCACCAUUUCCAUGAGUGACGAGGAUCUUCUGGAUCUGAUGACGGGGAAGCUGAACGCACAAACGGCGUUCUUCAAAGGGAAACUGAAGAUCUCUGGGAACAUGGGCAUGGCUAUGAAGCUGCAGAGCCUCCAGGUCAAACCAGGCCAGGCCAAGCUGUGAGACCUGCAGCUAGCUUUUUGUCCUCUGAGCACCACUCCAAGGGCAAAUUUGCUGGAAAACAUAACGCCACUGCUUAUCAACCAGCUAAUUGACUUCGAUGACGUGUUUGAUCUUCAGAUAUUGUCUGUAAAGUUUCAGCUGCUACUUUGAUAUCCGAGCUCCCCGCGUAGUGCGUGCAGAAUCUUACUGACCCAUCGUCUUUUAGCCUGAUUUCAAUCCUCAAAUGUCCGGUGAGUCUUCGGGAGCUGCUUAUAUGCAACAUCAGUGCAAAGUAUGUGGAGCUCCCCUGUUUGAUUGAUCAUGUAGUCAAAACACUCAACGUGCCUCAAAUUUCUUUGUUUCUGUCUUUCUAACUAUGCUUGUCGUUUCAAGCCAUUUUUGGCCUCAACCAUUUUGAUAGCUAAUUUUGUAUAGAAUAUACAUAAAUGCUAUAGAUAUAGCUUAAAUGCUAUUAUAUAAUAAAAAAAAAAUCCUUUGCUGAUAAUACUUCUGAAGUUUUUCUUUCCCUUAGAGGUAGACCUGGUUGGUGUCUAUGCUGUGACCUUGACACUCCUAACAAGCAGAC